AUGCAAACUCUAAUAAGGCCAUAUACAGUGGGAAAUAGUUUUAGAGCAGAGACCCAGAUCUUUACCGUGAAGCUGCAUCUAAACCAGACUGUGAAUUGUGGGCUGUGGCACUUGGAGAAGCAAACUCAGAAUAAAACUCAGCAGCUCCAGAGGUUGAUCAUGGAAAUUAAAGAGGAGAGAACAUCAGAUGAGGCACAGCACUUUCUUCCUGCAACACAGGCAGACAAUCUUAGGGAGCCUCCGUUUACAAGUAUCCAGAGGAUUGCGAAUGAGUCAAAGCUGGAGUUUGUCCUUGCAUGCAAGGAUCUAGUGGCUACUGCCCGUGAUCGGAAGCUGAAUACAUUUGUACAGAUCUCAGUAGUACAUCCAGCAGAACAGACUUUGACGAGAUAUUCAAGCACUGAAAUUGUGGAGGGAACAAGAGACCCACUGUUUUUGACUGGUGUGACAUUCCCACCGGAAUAUCCUAUCUAUGAAGAGACUAAAAUAAAACUAACCGUCUAUGAUGUCAAAGAUAAAUCUCAGGACACAGUCCGCACCCGUGUCCUGUCUGAACACAAGGAGCCAAGAACAGAUGUCGGGCGAAACUUUCUGGGCUUGACUACUUUUAAAGUAGGAGACUUGGUGAAGUCAAAGGAACAACAGUUGACCCUUACCCUGAGAACUUCUGAUGGUGGAAAGACAGUUGGUACCAUAGACGUCAGCUUUGUGAAGAUGGGGGAGAUAGAGGAGGGGGAAGUAGACCACAUCACAACAGAUGUGCAGGGACAAAAGUGUGCACUGGUGUGUGAAUGUACAGCACCUGAAGGCAUAAGUGGUAAAGACAGCUUACCUCUAUUAAAUGCAGUGUUAAAAAACCCAAUCUGUAAAUUAUACAGAUUUCCCACUUCUGACAACAAGUGGCUGCAUAUCCGAGAACAGAUGUCUGACAGUACUCUUUCUUUCCAUGUUCCCAAGGAAUUGAUCAAUCUGAACAUAAAGGAGGAUAUGAGAAGGAAUCAGGACCUAAAAGAGCUAGGAGAACUUGCUCCACAUUGGGACAAUAUGCGUAAAAAUGUUAUUGCACACUGUGAACAGAUGCUGAACAUGUACCAGGACACUCUUGCAGAUCUUGGGAAACAUACAGGAUCUUCUUUCAAAUCAAGCUGUAGUAAAGGAGAAAAGACACUAGAAUUUGUUCCAAUAAAUCUCCAUCUGCAGAGAAUGCAUGUGCACAGUCCUCGGUUGAAAGAUGCUUUGUAUGAUGUCAUCACAGUGGGAGCCCCUGCAGCACAUUAUCAGGGAUUUAAGAAUGGUGGUCUUCGGAAACUGUUGAGUAAAUUUGAGGCAGAAAGGCGAAAUACUGGAUACCAGUGUAUUUACUAUUCACCUGAAAACACAGCCAAGGCAAAAGAAGUUCUCAGCAACAUCAAUCAUCUACAGCCCCUCAUAUCAAGCCAUGCAGACCAGCUGCUUAAUUCUGCAAGCCAGCAUUCUCCAGACAGCUUGAAGAAUUCUUUAAAGAUGCUUUCAGAAAAAACAGAGUUAUUUGUGCAUGCCUUCAAGGAUCAGCUGGUCAGAAGUGCCCUUUUAGCGCUAUACACAGCCCGUCCAGGUUGUGUCCUCAAGAAGCCAACUGUCCCCAGAAACAGUGUGGAAGGGUGUGGUGAUCAACAGGGUCAGGACCAUCCAUCUCAGAUCAAACGGCAGAACUCUAUACCUCACCAUUCAGAAUAUGAUGAAGAAGAGUGGGAUAGGGUGUGGACCAAUGUGGGGAAGAGUUUAAACUGCAUUAUUGCAAUGGUGGACAGACUGCUUGAAAAAGACAACAGCAGCAGUAGCAUUAAGGAAAGUGAAAAUGACCCUUCAUCUGCAGAUCGCAUGGUAUCACAUACAAGUGGUGACUGGUAUGAGCAGCUUUAUCCCCUCAUAAUUACACUCAAAGACUGCAUGGGAGAGGUGGUGACAAAGGCAAAGCAAUCAAUGACUUUUGUUCUACUUCAGGAACUUGCAUGUGGCUUGCCACAGCGUUUGAUGCUGACCCUACGAAGAGACAUCGUCUUUAGUCAAGCACUUGCUGGAUUGGUCUGUGGGUUUAUAAUCAAAUUGCACACAAGUUUACGUGAUCAAGGCUUCCUACAGCAGCUUCAUACUGUUGGGUUAAUUGUUCAAUAUGAAGGACUUCUCAGCACGUAUAGUGAGGAAAUUGGGAUGCUAGAAGAUAUGGCUGUGGGCAUUUCAGAUUUACAGAAAGUAACGUUUAAAAUAAUUGAAGCCAAAUCCAAUGACUUCUUGCCUGUAAUAACUGGAAGGCGUGAACAUUAUGUAAUAGAGGUCAAGCUUCCAGCAAAGAUGUUUGAGUUGCUGCCACAAGAGAUCAAAGAAGGAAAGCAGCUGCAUGUGUACCCAGUCCUCUUUAAUGUUGGAAUCAAUGAACAGCAAACACUUGCAGAGAGGUUUGGAGAUACCACUUUGCAAGAAAGUGUUAACCAGGAAAAUUUUGAACUUCUUAAAGAAUAUUACAAAUUGUUUACUGAAAAAAUGCCUCCUGAUUGCCUACCACAUUUUCAAGAACAGAAUGACCUAAAGGGAUUACUAGAAAAUCUCCAUCAAAAUAUCCAGGCUAAAAAAAGAAAGAAUGUAGAAAUCAUGUGGGUGGCUGCAACGAUUUGCCGCAAGCUAAAUGGAAUCCGUUUCACUUGUUGCAAAAGUGCCAAAGACAGGACAUCCAUGUCAGUGACACUAGAACAGUGCUCAAUCUUGAGAGAUGAACAUCAAUUGCAUAAGGACUUCUUUAUCCGGGCACUGGAUUGUAUGAGAAGCAGACAAACCCAGGGAGCACUGAAUGAGUCGGAUGAUCCUGAGACAGGCUGUCUAACUGAUAACAAGCCAACUUCUCGUCACUUCUAUCCUGUCGCCUUGCUGCUUGUCAGCUCACACUUGCUGGUUGUGUGGCUUAUCUUAAGUCUUGCUUUACUAUUAGCCAAAUAUCAAUAA
Emys orbicularis (European pond turtle) is the source of this 2976-nucleotide messenger RNA. It is a transcript of the gene INPP4B, whose product is annotated as inositol polyphosphate-4-phosphatase type II B. Lineage: Eukaryota; Metazoa; Chordata; Testudines; Emydidae. Gene Ontology annotation, molecular function: phosphatidylinositol-3,4-bisphosphate 4-phosphatase activity. The record is from RefSeq and is a predicted model, not a curated record. Gene Ontology annotation, cellular component: cytoplasm. The transcript has 24 exons. The coding region runs from base 1 to 2976 and encodes 991 amino acids.